Actinia tenebrosa (Australian red waratah sea anemone) is the source of this 606-nucleotide messenger RNA. RefSeq lists its product as uncharacterized. The record is from RefSeq and is a predicted model, not a curated record. Lineage: Eukaryota; Metazoa; Cnidaria; Anthozoa; Actiniaria; Actiniidae.
AGCGUUUUUUAUGAUCAAAUCAGUUAUAAAUCGUUUAAAAAUAUAUCAAAGUACCUCAUUAACAAUGCCCGGUGAUAACUGUUCUGUUGUUGGAUGCGGAACGUGCCGGAAUUCAAAAGGAAUAAGCAUCUGGAAGCUACCUGCACCAAGAAAUGAUGAAUACGAGAAAUGGAGACUCGACUGGCUGAAUGAACUCACAAAGUAUCGAGAAGUCGAUAAACACUUCCAAAAAUUGAUUGACAACGAUAGAGUUUACACAUGUGAGAAGCAUUUCGGUCCCGAACACAUAGAACAUUUUCAAUCCGAGAAGAUGACAAAGAAAAAGCCAAAAUUUGGGGCUCUUCCAACCUUAAAUAUGCCACGAAAAAGCGUAAACACCACGAAGACUGUACCUAGGCAACCCAGGUCAAUCGUCAAAGACCACGAGGAAGACUCAAAGAAAAGAAAUGUAUAUAACCACUUCAGUGAACUUUGUAAACGAGUGCAGUCUCUCAAAACUUUGGCCAAAUGGAAAUUAAACGUUCUGGAAGACAGAUUAGACUGAAAAAGAUCAAAGAAUCUUUGUUACUUCCAGAACUCGAAAUAGUAAUCGACGACAGCCUUGGG